Galendromus occidentalis (western predatory mite) is the source of this 4203-nucleotide messenger RNA. Its product is annotated as rho guanine nucleotide exchange factor 10-like protein. Gene Ontology annotation, biological process: positive regulation of stress fiber assembly; actin cytoskeleton organization. The transcript has 19 exons. Lineage: Eukaryota; Metazoa; Arthropoda; Arachnida; Mesostigmata; Phytoseiidae. Gene Ontology annotation, molecular function: guanyl-nucleotide exchange factor activity. The coding region runs from base 1 to 4203 and encodes 1400 amino acids. The record is from RefSeq and is a predicted model, not a curated record.
AUGAGUUCCAAGGUGCCGUACUACUAUUCGGAGCUCACGCCCCAGGAAAGAGCCGAACGGGCGGCUCAACAACAACACAAUGGUGAAAUCAACUUGCAAACGUCUGACACCAACGCCAAUUCAAACAAUCAGGAAAGCGGCUUCUUCAAUCCGCUGCUCAACAUCGAACCUGAUACCUCGGGAGCCCCGAGCUCGUUGACGAGCAAAGCUCGAAAGAAAAAGACUCCUGCUAGCACCGGUAACAGCGCUGCCGUGUCGACCGUAAAUAGCCCAACGAAGAAUAUCUACGGGACGACCGCCGCUUACGCGAAGCAGCUGAUUUUCGGGAACAAAGCAACGAAGAACGGGAGUGCUUCUGGAGGAGGAAUGAGACAUGCGGAGAGCUACACGUCGAGACGCAACAGCUCGGAGCCAAAUAUUUAUGAGGAGAUCGGAUCCACAUGCUAUUCUGAGUAUGGAAUUCCUCAAAUGACCCAGCACGGACACUCGGGCAUGCAACCUCAGGGUGUGUGCGCCGAGGUGAGCCGCGUGGAGGAAAGUCACGCUCACAUCCUCGAGAAUCUCAAUCUGGAAGUGGAGUCGAUGCUGAUGCCUCCUUCGGACCAGGCGUCACAUCAUCUACAGAGCAACGGUUCGAACGGAGUUACGACACCGAAGGAACGUCCUGAAAGGGAACUCAUCAAGCAGCAGAGUAUGCCUGUGGGCAAGAUACUCACGAAACAGAAUGCGCUCUCGAACAACGUUUCGUCGGGCGCGGAUCACGUGUACCAGCUGUACGAUGACGGCCAUAAGGACAAUGACAAUAUCUACGAAGAGGUCGACAUUUAUCAGAGACAGCUGGGUCUCGCCUCCGGUGGAGGCGUUACGGGUGUUGGAGGGGUUCCGGAGCACAGUCUCACUAGAUGGUUCUCGACCAGAGCGAGGAAGGACUCCAGAAGGCUGGCUUCUCAGCAGAACCUCAAUAACCUACAGCAACAAAGUCAAGGUGAUUCUCACGGCUGCAAUGGUGGCAGGGAAGGUGGGGAAUAUGAGUGCGACCCUCUGUGGACAGGAUCAGGGCCUCGCGGAAGGAAGCAACGCAGACCUCCCCUCAGUCUACCACCAAUGCCCACCGGCUUGAGUCCCGAGCAAAUCAAGCGGAGACUUAUCGUUAACACAAUUGUCGAAUCCGAGAAUUGCUACGUGUCGGCAUUGCAUCGGCUCAUUGUGGACUUUAAGCAGCCUCUGAUACGAUGUCAACCGCCUUUCCUCUCGACCCAUAAGGUCGACGUCAUGUUUCACAGAGUGGAACAAAUUCUACAAUGUCAUACCAUUUUCGGAAUCGCUCUCACUCAGUGUGUUUGGGAAUGGGAUCAAAAGGAAAUGUUGGGCGGUGUUUUCUUGAAUACUUUCUCGAAGAACCACGUGCUGGAGAUAUACUCAGACUUCGUGAAUAACUUCACCACUGCCAUGGACACAGCCCGUCAGGCCUCUGCGUCGAAACCGCAGCUGGCUCAUUUUCUAAAGGCGCCAACGUCGGGCCUGCUCCAAGAUACGUCGUUAACCUCUCAUGCGAAUAUCCCUCAUCAAUACCGAAAGAUGAAGCAGGUCUACAGCAGUGAUCGGCUUGGGUUUUAUGGCCUGAUGGUGAAACCCGUGCAGCGGUUUCCGCAAUUCAUUUUGCUGCUCCAAGAUCUCUUGGCCAACACACCAAGCGAGCAUCAGGACAGACUCAGCUUGGAGCUCGCGCUUACUCAACUCGAAUGUCUGGCUGAAGCCCUCAACGAACGCAAACGGAUUUGUGAGCAGAAUCAGGCAGCCAGGGAGCUUUCGAAGUCACUCGGCAGCGCGAAAAUCGGGUCGAAGAGUGGAGAUCAGCUCCUGAUUCGACUGGAUGAUGUCAGCCAACUCGAAAUGGAUUCAACUGGUUUGGUGGUGAAGACAAAAUCUCGCAAAAUGUUCAUGCUGAGCGACACUCUCAUCUGUGUUUCGGGUGAUGGCAAAAACAAUGUGAAGUGGAGCGUUCCCAUAGUCGAGGUGGAAGUUCUCGAAGAUCUUUCGGCUCGAAGCCUGUUGGCCGGCAGGACAGCUUUAGCGGCAACCCCGCAUUUUCUGAUGCCUCAUUCCGACGACGCCAAACAGGCCGCUCUGGACGAGCUCGCGGACUUGGUUCAUGACCUUGAAGUAAUGAACAGGGUCUGUGGAUUGGUGGCUACCUUGAAACGGCCGCCCUCCGCGCUGCCCCCCGUCGAAGCCCUCUUUCAGGCCGCACGCUGCAUUCAAGAGGCCAUCAAAGCCAAAGAGGAGGAAGUGGCGGCGACCGACAGCGCUUGUCUCCAGCUCUGCGUACCCGUCAAGGGAUCAAUAUUCUUUCAGUUCUGCAGUUCCACCACAAAGCGAGACUGGCUCACAGACCUCCGAUUGUGCAAGAUGUGUUUAGACUCUGAUAACCAACCGGCGUGGGAGACUCUUCCUUCGUUGGCGAACGAGGCGCAACUCGUUGUCAACAAGCAUCCGUUGCUUUCGAAAGUCAUGCCUCUCUUCCAGGCAACUUCUGCCACUGAAGUCAAUUGCGGCUGUUACUACACCGCUCUUAGCAAACCCAAUGGAGAGAAGAGCUUCCAGCCUCCGCACUACCUCUGGCUCUGCAGUACCGACGGGAUCAACUCUCAUAUGGUGAUUCUCCAGCAAGGUCUUUCUGGCGGACACAGUAUGCGACCCGUUGGAGCUUUCGAUCUCCCAGAGAGCCAGAUAACAGCGAUGGAGUGCGCCCCACCACCCCGCGAAUGGUGUCCGAUGGGCCAAGCUUUGGAGGACGUAGCUGAAACAGUUUGGAUCGCGACAGAGUCUAAAAGAUUGAUCCUCUUGCUGGCGUCGUGUCCAGACAAAUGGACGGAAGUUGGAAACACGUUGGUCACUUCGCCCGCUACGCAGAUCAAAUACUUCAACGCCAACGUGUACGUUGCGCUUUCGAAUGGACAGAUCUAUGUGUACGCGAGGCUUUCGGACGGUACCGGAGCUUGGGAUCUCGAACAUCCGACGAUUCUCAGUCUCGGGGAAGAUCCGGUUACGUCGCUUCUGGCCUGCGCUCGCCAGGAAGCGCUCUUUGCGGCAUGCGGUCCGAAGAUUUGGCGAAUCGACGGUCAUUCGCAGCAAGUGCUUGAUUCUCACGACCUCCACGUUCAUUCGCACGCGGGCCACCAAUUCCAUCCCGAUCGGGAGAGGACCGAGCAACAGGAACACGCCUAUUUGAUGGCGGCAGCCGGAACCGGGCUUUGGGUGUCAACGGUCAAUUCCAGCCUCUUGUGUCUCUACCACCUCGAAACGUUCAAACAUCUCCAGGACGUAGACGUUUCGCCGCCCGUCCAGCAAAUGGUGAAGACACCGGACGCUUCGGUGUUCAUCACGUCGUUGCAGGUUUCACGAGGCUUGCUAUGGGCUGGAACGAAUGUCGGAGUUGUCGUCACCCUGCCAUUGCCCAAGCUCGAGGGCAUUCCUCUGGUUCCGCGAGGCUCGGUGUUCGCCUCCUUCCAUGGCCAUCAAGGCGCCGUCACUUUCCUCAUCAGUCUUGGACCUUCGGAACCUCUCCCUGCAAUCACCGGCGGGAUGCUCAAUUCGGGAACCCAAAACCAGCAGGCCCAAACGCCCAACAGUCAGGGUCACGGGACCGACGGUGAAUCGAUAUAUGAUCUCUAUUCAGACCUCAUGCUUUUGCAAGACUAUGAGUAUUACGACGAGUCGUCGGAACGGCUGAACCGCUCAGAGCCUGAACUAAUUCAACUGGCAGACCCCUUCAGUAGACCGAGAUCGUGGGACAUGUCCAGUAUGGAUGUGUCGGCUCGUGGUAGCGAAGCAGACGACACGGAAACUUCACAGCAGAGUGAAACUCCGUUGCAUCCACUACCGCAAGUGACUGCUCCUACAGCAACAGCCAGCGCCUUAAUAUCGCCGCUUGUGAACGCAGCUGCCAAAACCUACGGCACUUUGCGGACACUCAAAAAGGGCAAAACGAAGCAGAAGCCCCCUCCUUCCGCAGAAACGUCGAACAACAUUGCCGCGACGCCUCCAAGUGGUGUGUCGAAGAAUCGGAAUCAGCGACGCCGUACAGUAUUGACCCUGACCGGCGGCUGCGGCUACGUUAACUGGAAGAAAGGUGGAGCGUUGAGUGGCGGAGGUGGCGAUGCUUGCGUCUUGGUCUGGGAGACGAAGAUCAGGCAAGCCUGA